Molecule: messenger RNA, 6355 nt
Organism: Danio aesculapii
Lineage: Eukaryota; Metazoa; Chordata; Actinopteri; Cypriniformes; Danionidae
Gene: bcl11ba
Product: BCL11 transcription factor B a
Exons: 3
Coding region: 1013-3457 (814 amino acids)
Biological process (GO): positive regulation of transcription by RNA polymerase II
Cellular component (GO): nucleus
Molecular function (GO): DNA-binding transcription factor activity; RNA polymerase II cis-regulatory region sequence-specific DNA binding
Source: RefSeq, a predicted model, not a curated record
UGUGCGUGCGUGUGUGUAUGUGUGUGUGUAAUACAGCGGCUCGCGAUGUCCACGCUCUCCACCACUGUUCUGGUGAUCCGAUAGUUGUGAAAAGCCACCACUAGUCGCCCCCAGUGCUCUUGCAGUCUCCAAUUUUCUUUCCCACUGUAGACUUAACGUCACGUCCGCACUUGAACUUGAAUUUUAUCCCAUUGUACGGAGGCAGCCCUCGCCACAGAGACACAGAGAGCUCCCGGAGAAGCAGGACUCCGCCAUCUUCAUACAGGCAGAAAAAGGAAGAAGAAAAAAAAGCUUCAUUCAUUUGGAAAGGAGGUGGCAAGUCCAUGUCCCUGGUCUCCAGUGCGCAAAGCCGAAUAGGGGAGCAAGUGCAAAGAGUUGGAGAGAGUGCAAAGUAACCGGGCAUCGCAUGCACUUAGAGCCCAGGAGAGAAGAAGAAGAACUGUCCAGUGCUUGGCACGCUCAAGUGCCAACUCAAGGAGAAAUUGGAUUCAUUUCAUCCAAUCUAAUAAGUAAUGACCGUUUUUUAGAAUUAUUUGGACUCGAAAAAAAUUUGACUGAUCUACAAGGCACAGGACGAAGAGAGAAAGAGAGAGAGAGAGAGAGAGAGACACUUUAGAGGGUCCAACCUUUCCAAACGCACCGGGCAUUACACGCCAAGACAUUUCCAGUGGUUUCUUCACAACUGUCAGUCGUCAAGGAUAUUUUCGCCCUCGGACAGAUCGCGCUCGGCACACCGCUGAAGUGCAUGUGUGUGUGCCGCUGAGGUACUGAGCGUCAGCGCGUCUCUGGUCAUCUGGAGAGCCGGAGCGCAAAGACACUUUCACUUCUCUCACAUUCACGGGACCCCUAUCUCUAUCCACGGCUCGGAGCUGUGGCAGUUCUUUGGAAGUCCCGGGAAAAGUUUGCUGCCGAGGGGGGAAAAAACCCACGCCACGGACACGGAGGACCGAAGAGGCUAGCCGACUAUUCCUUGUGCGGGUCUCUGGGCGAUGCCAGUGUAAAUGCCAGGGCAAUGUCCCGUCGCAAGCAGGGAAACCCUCAGCAUUUGUCGCAAAGAGAAAUUAUAACACCAGAAGCUGAGCAUGUGGAUGCGGUACUGGCCGUGGCUGAUCUCCACUCUCACCCUCACCCGUUGCUGGAUCCCAGCAUGCCUGGGCCUCUGCCUCCAGGCCUGGGCGACCACGACCUCCUCACCUGCGGCCAGUGCCAACUAACCUUCCCACUAGGGGACAUUCUGCUCUUCAUCGAGCACAAGAAGAAGCAAUGCCAGGCUCUGACGUCCGGCCACGGCUGCUACGAUAAGAUGGCGGACCGCAAUAGCCCCUCGCCGCCCCGCGCAGAGCUGAGGAAAGUGGUGGAACCGGUCGAAAUCGGAAUCCAGGUGACACCUGAAGAGGAGGACGAGAGACUGUUGACGCCCCCAAAAGGAAUUUGCCCCAAGCAAGAAAGUGGCCUGGCAGGUAGAGAUGAACCUUCAAGUUACAUAUGCACAACGUGCAAACAACCCUUUACCAACGCCUGGUUCCUUCUGCAACAUGCUCAGAACACACAUGGGAUCCGCAUCUACCUAGAGACCAAUUCAUCGAAUACCUCCCUAACACCACGGAUCACUAUUCCUCCUCCAAUUGGUGCUGAAUCUAUACCACAGUCCCCGUUAACCAACUUUUUGGGGGACAACAACCCCUUCCACCUCCUACGGAUGACUGGGCCUCUACUGCGAGAGCCCCCACCAGGCUUUGUGGAAAACCGUAUCCCCAAUACGCCUCCCUUUGUCAGCCCCCCUCCACGCCAUCAUUUAGAUCCCCAUCGCCUGGAACGCCUUAGCGCAGAGGAAAUGGGUUUAAUCUCCCAGCAUCCCAGUGCCUUCGAAAGAGUGAUGCGCAUGACACCCAUGGCCAUAGAGUCCCAGUCCAUGGAUUUCUCCCGUCGAUUGAGAGAGCUUGCUGGAAACAACAAUUCCACUCCACCGUUGUCACCGAGCCGUGCUAACCCUAUGCAUCGCCUUCUCAAUCCAAACCCCUUUCAGCCCAGCCCGAAAUCACCCUUUCUGAGCACCCCUCCACUGCCUCCCAUGCCCCCUAACAGCACCACUCCGCCACAGACACAGGGCAAGUCGAAAUCCUGCGAGUUCUGUGGCAAGACCUUCAAGUUUCAGAGUAAUCUGGUUGUUCAUCGGCGAAGCCACACAGGCGAGAAACCUUACAAGUGCCAAUUGUGUGACCAUGCUUGUUCUCAAGCGAGCAAAUUAAAACGCCACAUGAAGACCCACAUGCACAAAUCUGGUUCCAUGACAGGGCGUUCUGAUGAUGGCCUGUCCACCACCAGCUCACCUGAGCCAGGCACUAGUGACGUCACUGGGGAGGGUAUAAAAAAUCGGGAUGGUGAUUUCAAAGGCGAGAGUAUGCUCCAAGACAAUGAAGAGGAGGAGGAAGAGGAAGAGGAGGAGGAGUUGGAAAACGAGAGCAGGCCUGAGUCAAACUUCAGCAUGGACUCUGAGUUCUGUCGGAAUAGGGAAAAUGGCUCAAAGCCUCCUUCAGACGAGAAGACCCUUUCGUUAGGAAAGAUGGUGGAAAAUGUAGGGCUCAGCUCCAUCCAGCAGUACAAUAACUUAAUAGUUGACAAUCGGAAAAGACUUCCAUUCUCCAAAAGGAUCUCGGAAGUGCAGAGGGAAGUGGGGGAUGAUGAUUCAGUAGUGGGGGAAAUGGACCAAGUAGAGCGGGCAACUGUGAAUGGAAGGAACUGUGGCUCAGGCGACUCUUUCUCAGGCCUGUUUCCCCGCAAACCCACUCCCAUAACCAGCCCCAGCCUCUCCAACUCCUCUAACAAGAGGAUAAAAAUCGAAAAGGAUUUGGACAUACCCCCAGCCCCCCUAAUCCCAUCUGAAAAUGUCUACUCCCAGUGGCUAGUGGGCUAUGCAGCAUCCCGCCACUUCAUCAAAGAUCCUUUCCUUGGCUUCACCGACUCCAGACAAUCUCCAUUCGCCACCUCCUCGGAACACUCCUCCGAGAACGGAAGCUUGCGAUUCUCUACGCCGCCAGGGGACCUGCUGGACGGGGGCCUCUCCGGCCGCAGUGGUACUGCUAGCGGAGGCAGCACCCCGCACCUGGGUGGGGGGCCAGGACCAGGCCGGCCUAGCUCGAAAGAGAGCCGGAGGAGUGACACCUGUGAGUACUGUGGGAAGGUGUUCAAGAACUGUAGCAAUCUGACAGUGCACAGACGCAGCCACACAGGCGAGAGGCCCUACAAGUGUGAGCUUUGUAACUACGCCUGCGCCCAGAGCAGCAAGCUCACCCGCCACAUGAAGACACACGGCCAGCUCGGUAAGGAAGUGUACCGCUGUGACAUUUGCCAAAUGCCCUUCAGCGUCUACAGCACGCUUGAGAAACACAUGAAAAAGUGGCAUGGGGAACAUUUGAUGACGAAUGAGGUCAAAAUUGAACAAGCAGAGAGAAGCUAAGCCAGAUUUCCUAUUUUGCCUCACAAUUCCUUGAUUUUAAAAGGGGUAGCUGGAUACUCUGUUUUUUGUUUAGUUCGGUUGUUGUUUUUUGGUUGCUUGUUUGUUUGUUUUCAAGUUAAUGGUUUGAGUUAGUUUUGUCCUAAGAAACUGCCAUCUGAGAAUGAUAAAGACAUUAAAGAAGUGGAAAAUGCAAAAAAAAAAAAAAAACAAACAAAAAAGAGAGAGAGAGAGGGCGGGGGGUUAAUUUGGAGACGGUAUAAACCGCAUAUCUAUGAAUGGAUACAUUAGACAAUAUUUUAAAUGGAGCCUUUAACUGUGCAAUAAUUCUGUAUUUAUUGGAUUUUUAAAAUAUUUUGGCAUGUGCAGGUUAAUUUUUAUUUCAUCAUUUUUUAUUCCAUAAUCUUAUGAUUUAUUUCAAAUGCUGAGAUUUUUUUUUUAAAUCUAAAAGACAUCCUGAGAGAUUUUUUUUUUUUGCUUUUAGCAAAACAGAGUAUCGUUGAGGCCGCUGCUUACAUUGUAGAUUAUUUAAGCUACACAUGUAAUUUCUUGAAGAGAAGCCGCAUUCAAUCUUCAAAUUUUGAAAGCUGAAUUGAGAAAGCUAUUAGUCUUUAUUUUUCUUUUUUUCUUAUUAUUCAUACUUGCAAAAUGAGCGGACAACAAUCCUUAGACCUUGUAGCACGAACUGAUCUGAAGCAUGUCAAUCUAAUUGGGAAUGUAGCACUGAAUAUCAGUUCUGACAGUAAAUCUAAAGAGGACUGUAGAGCUGAAAACCUGUCUACUCAAAAUCAAGGAGAGGAGACUUUAAACCAGACUAAAGCGAAGGCAGCUGCUUAUUGGUACCCAGUACCGGCCCAAACAACGCUAGUCAUAGGAUGGAUUGUGUUAUAGGUCUCAGUAGUGAGUUUUUAAAUCGCCAGCACCCUUUCCAUAGGCUCUGCACUUAAUCAAACCCAUUUGAUUUCGCUGAACAGCACAAUAGUGAAGGAAGACGGCUUUAAAACAACUCAGGGUGAGCUGUAUAGCUACUUCUGCCAAGUCUGCUAUCUGAUCUCAGCCGUCUUCUCUGAUAAAGCAGUCCAGUCCUCUGGUUGAGCUCAUUCACAACCCUCGCCUCGUCUCCACACUUCAUAUGACACUGCCAACCACCCUUAAACGUCAUGAAUCAACUCCAUCCUUCACAUAAAAGUGACUUGUCAUACUACAUUGCUGUUAAGUUAAAGACAUCUAGGCCAGAGGAUGAAGCAUUUUUACACUAGAAGAGUGAUUUACACACACACACACAAGCAGGAAGAGAAAGAGAGAGAAGGGUCUUUACAGUCCAAUUCGGGUUAGUAAACCUAAAAGCACAUUAGUCAAGGCAGCACCACUGUUCUGUUUCCAUUGACUGACAUUUUUGUAAUAUUUUGUGUUCAGUUCUGUUGUUUCAUUUAUGGGUCUGCGGUUCCUGAGGGAGUCACCACUUUAACCAGAUUAGAUUAGAAUUGAUCCAAUUAUAAUUCAUUCUCUUACAAUGUUUUUUAAAAUCACUUGAAACAGCCCUAUGCAUUUUUGUACAUAUAUAAAUAUAUAUUUAUCAAUCAUUUUGAGAAGCAAAUUUAUACUGCACAGUAAAAUCUGAUUCUAGUGUAUGAUAUUGACUUGUCUGGUUAAUCUGGUCAUGUCCCGUGUGUCAGAGCCAUCAGCAGGUAUGCAGAUUAGUCAAUUGCACAGUAAAAGAGUGUAUGUCAUGACCUGUUGAGCGUGUGCUAAAACAGUAAGACAAUUUUUUUCUUUCUUUCCUCUCAUUCAGGACUUCCUGUGAUGUGUAGUUGAACGCAUUCUCAGAAGUAGCAACACGCUUACAGAAUGCACAGCUGAAUUUUCCCUUUUCUUUUCUCUUCUAUCCAACUGAUUUAUUGGCAGUUAAACAGCCUUCUUUCGACAAGAUGCCCUAACCAGCGCAAACGAUUGAAGCGAGGGAAUAUCGUGGUUUCUUUCUUUUUUUAAAUAAAGAAAAAGAGCGAAGCAAACUAAUGAAAUAGAAAGAAAGAGAGAGGAAGAAAAGUAAACAUACACAGCUCUUCGCAGUUGACCCGCACUUUAUUAUUUGUUGAUUUACAUAUUUGAAAACAAUGGCGAAAACGGCUUCUGAGCAAGAAAUUAUGUUCAAAAAUGGAUUUAUUGGGCCUUGCUAGAGGGAGCAUCUGAGAUUGAAGUGCCAGCGUUGAUAGGCUUGGCUUUCGCAAUGCUGGCACUAUAAAAAUGAAAUUAAUUUAUUUGGACAGUUUUUGUACUGCCAUUCAAUUUGACAUGAGUGUGCCUUGAAUACUGAUCUUCCUAUUUAUUGUCUUGUAAGACAAAUGCAACACUUUUGUGAAGCAAAGAAUUGAAAAAUUAAGUCCAUGUGGUUUUAAUCUGCUUCUAAAAGAGCAAGGAUAAAAACAGAUACGUAGGUCAUUUCAGUUGAACUAAGAUGAAAAGUAGCCAGCACAAUACUAAUGUGUGUCUAUGUGUGUAUAUAUGUAUGAAUAUGUACAUAUAAGUGCACAAAAACACACACAAUAGACAAAUAUAUAUAUAUAUAUAAAUAAAUAUAUAUGUACAAUUUUUCACUUCAGGACAAGACUGCAUCCCUUGAAAAUAAUGGAUGAUUUUGUUUUUGUUACAAAUAAUAAAGGAAGAGACUGGACAAAAAUCAGGAACUACAGAAACUUUGAAAAAAAAAGAAGAAAAAAAGUAAAACAUUUAGUGCACUCUGUCUUAAAAUACGUUUACAGUAUUGAAACAAGUACAAGGGUAAAAUGAUAUUUCUGUGUAUGUGUGUUUUAAACAAGAAUUUUUUGGUUUUCAUUUUUUUCAAGUUUGCUUAUAAGGUUUCUCUGAAUGCCAUAGUGGCGUGUGUAUAUUGGUUUUUGGUGA